AUGGAGGUGGCAUCACCACAAAGCCCUGGAGCAAAUGGGGUUGCUGCGGCUCCCUUCCCAACGAUCGACCCGGUACGCGUUGUCGAGCACCUCGUUUCUGCCUGCGAGAUAGCUCUCGGAGCAACCAGAGAAGAUCUUGAGGCUUCUGGCAGCUUGUUGCAUAAGAGCCGCUACACCGAUACGAUACAGCGUUGCAACCGAUUUGCCACGGAUGUUCAGACAACCUUGUACAUCCAAAAGGACAUAAUUCCAUCAUCGGGCAUCCAGAACGGUGACGAGGAGUCGAGUGCGUCAAGCAACCCCCCCCCCCCAGACCUGAUCAGCUUGUCACUAAUAUUCAACACCUCGCAGAAGCACCAUUCUAUACGUACACCCUCACACCUGAGAUCUCCUCUCUUCCCACAACCGUUUCGUCGCUCAGUCUCCUCAAGCGUUCGCAGCCGAUCGAUCCCGCGCUUCCCCUGUCCUCUCAACUACUUCUUACUAAUCUGCCUGGGCCCGGCUACUCUUAAUGCCACCGUUGGCGAACAGGGCCCUUCCACUUCAGCUUUCGAGAUUCUGCACUCUUACGUUCACCACGUGCUGGCCCCGUACUUCGAUGCCAAUACCAAGAGCCAACAGCUGGCAAACGGCUCACGAGGCCGUGGAGACGUCGACUCCAAGACAGGUAUCCCGGUUACGAAGAAGAGGUGGAACGAUCUGGAACUUAGUCUGCUGCAUCUGCAACAGAACGUUGAGAUCCCGGAGGUCUCGCUUAUUUUUCACCAUGUCGUCCAAGGUGCUCUUGACGAUGCCGCAUCUAGGCACUCGAAGCCAAAUCUUGAAUCGAUUCCUGCCGCGACCCUUGGCGACAGCAGCUUCCUCAACAACCUCCAGAGCAACGUCAAUAGCUGGAUUAAGUCGAUUCAAGUCAUCACAAAGAUGACCAAAGACCCAUCCGGCAACUCUGCGCAAGACUUCAAGUUUACAGCCAGUCAAGAAGUGAACUUCUGGCUGUCCAUGGAGUCGGCACUGGAGGGUAUCGAUGCACAGCUGCGUAGUGACGGAGUGACAUUGACUCUCGAUAUUCUAAAGAACGCAAAGCGUUUCCAGGCAACCGUUAGUUUUGUCGCCGACACCGGGUUGAAAGAAGCCGUGGAGAAGGUCCAAAAGUACAACCAGUUGAUGCGAGACUUUCCCCUCGACGAGCUUCUCUCUGCGACAUCUCUUUCGAAGCUCCAGGACGCCAUUGUACAGAUCUUCAGUCACUUGAACAAGAAACUGAGGAUCUGCCCCUAUCCCAUUCGAAGGGCUUUGGGGCUGGUGGAAGCAAUCUCGGCCGACCUAGACGACGUUCUUCACCGACUGCUCCCUGGCAUUGAGAUGGUGAACCUCGAUUACCAGGAAUUUAAGGGUAUCAUGAAGGCUUGCGAUGACAUCUUCCGGACGUGGGACGACAGCAUCAAAGAGUUUACAAAUGUUGCUCGUGAGGUCACGCGCAGGAGGAACGAAAGGUUCAUCCCCAUCGAAGGCAACCCGAGAUUUUUCGAACUCCAGGCGCGACUCAACUACGUCAGCACGUUUCGAGACAAUCACGAACAACUGCAGCUCACUAUUGUCAACGUCCUAGGAUCCAAGGCCACGUCUGGCGUUGCUGACGAGACUACCGUGUCGAAUGGAGCCAUCGUCAUGGAGGAGAUGGGCGAUGUGGACGCCGUUGAGGAAGUCAAACAGGCUUGGGAAGCUCUACGCAAUGUCGAUCUUCUGGAUGUGUCCGCCGAGGGUACUCAGAGAUGGGCCCGAGCGGAGAACCUCUACAAUGAGCGGACCUCGCGAGUCGAGAAUUCCAUCAUCUCACGUUUGCGUGAUCGCCUCGGAACCGCAAAGAACGCCAACGAGAUGUUCCGCGUCUUCUCCAAGUUUAACGCCCUCUUCGUACGCCCCAAGAUCAGGGGCGCCAUUGCAGAGUACCAGAAUCAGCUCAUGGAGCACGUCAAACAGGCCAUCAAUGGACUUCACGAGCGCUUCAAGCAACAGUACGGCCACUCGGAAGCCCAUGCCAUGGCCCAACUACGAGAUCUGCCUCCCGUCUCUGGUGCGAUCAUAUGGGCUCGACAGAUUGAGUUUCAACUCGACGGUUACAUGAAGAAGGUUGAAGAUGUUCUCGGUGCCGACUGGUCCCUGCACGCCGAGGGACAGAAGCUGGAAAAUGAGAGCAACCUGUUCAGGAAAAAGUUGAACACCCGGCCAAUCUUUGAGUCCUGGCUCAGCGAUGUCCAGAGGCGUCAGAUCUCUAUUUCCGGCUACCUCUUCGAUAUUCGCAGAAUCCGUUCUGCUGGUGGCACCCUCGAACUGCUUGUCAACUUUGAUCCGCAGGUCAUCACGUUGUUCAAAGAGACUCGCAACUUGAUGUGGCAGGAGUACAACAUUCCCCAUUCCAUCAACACCGUCUCAAAAGAUGCGAAACGGGUCUAUCCAUUCGCCGUCAGUCUCAUGGAGAGUGUUCGCACUUUCUCGCAGAUCACACGCCAGAUUUCCGAGAUGGGCGAAGAAGCUGUUCUAUUAUUUGGCUACCGAAACGAAGCUUAUGCGUUGGUCAACAAGGGUGUGCCGCUGCGUUGGGAAUCGUUUGUCAACACCCACGAGCUCUUCUUCUCGGGCAAGAAUAGUUCCAUUCUUCCAGCCGGCACAGAGUACGGUCUCGCAGGACGAAGCGCAGAAAGCAAACACAGUCUUUUCAUCCGCGAGUUUGCCGCUGCUGCAUCGCUGAUGCAGAGCAAGACUGCCUUCCUGACGUCGAUCCAUGUUACAAUCGAAGAUGCUUUGUCACAGCUCAGCACAUGUCCAUACGAACCAUACGCGUUUCAGUCCCGCCUCGAGACCAUCCAGAAGGCCGUUGACCAGCUGAACCUAGAGCAGUACGUCAACCUGCCCUACUGGGUCGAGAACAUGAACCAAAAGAUCAAGGAAGUGCUUCUUGGGCGUCUGCAACACGCCAUCCAGUCAUGGAUUCAGGCGUUUGAAGAUGACUAUCUUGACGACGGCCGACGUAAGAGAGCCAACGAGAGCAAUGAUGAGGCGAAACCGGAGGGCCCGACGAUCAAGCGCUUGGUCCACGAACUUACCAUGCGAAACCAAGUCAUCUACCUGGACCCGCCUCUGGAAUUUGCCAGAGCGAGCUGGUGGCUCCAACUUCUCCAGGAGAUUCGCAAGACGCGCCAGACGUUCGACACCCAGGAAGUCAGUCGUCAGUUCGGUCACACCACCAUUGAUUAUGACCAGGUUCAAACCAGAGUCAAUGCCAAGUAUGAUCAGUGGCAACACGAGAUUCUCAUGAAGUUCGCAAGCCGGCUCGGCACUCGCAUGCGCGAGGUUCAUGCCGACAUUGAGAAGGCUCGCCGUGAGCUCGAGGGCCCGCGUUUGGAUGCAUCCUCGACUGCUCAGGCUGUACAGUUCAUCACCAUUGUGCAAAGCUGCAAGCGUAACGUCAAGGCUUGGGCACCCGAGAUUGACAUGUUCAGGCAGGGACAGUCGACUCUUGUCCGGCAACGCUACCAGUUUCCCAAUGACUGGUUGCACAUUGAGCAGAUCGACAACUCUUGGGGAUCCCUGACUGAGAUCUUAGAGAAGAAGGCUAAGGUCGUUCAAGACCAAACCGACGCUCUACGUGCAAAGAUUACGGCCCAAGACAAGCACAUCAGCGACAAGAUUGCCGAGAUCACGGCUCAGUGGAACGAAGAGAAGCCUGUGUCAGGUACUAUCAAGCCCGAUCACGCCUCUGCCACUCUAGCUAGCUUUGAAACCAAGCUGUCCGAGCUACAGAACGAGUCUGAGAUGGUUGGCAAGGCGAAAGAGGCGCUCGACCUCCCCGCCAAUGUUGACAACUCUUUGGCCGCUGUUCUCGAGGAGGUUCACGACUUCCAGUCCGUCUGGUCCAAUCUUUCCACAAUCUGGUCUAGCCUCAACGAGACGAAAGAAACACUCUGGACUGCUGUCCAGCCCCGAAAGGUGCGAUCCAAGAUCGACGACCUCCUUAAGAGCACCAAGGAGAUGCCCAGCCGCAUGCGCCAGUAUGCCGCUUUCGAACAUGUCCAGUCCAUCCUUAGGGGCUAUCUCAAGGUCAACUCCCUUCUCUCUGACCUGAAGUCCGAGGCCAUUCGCGAUCGCCAUUGGACCAAGAUCUACAAGCAGAUCAGACCCGGGAAGCGGUAUUCGCCGGUGUCGUUGACACUGGGUGACGUUUGGGAUCUCAACCUCGUUGCUACAGAAGUCAUCGUCAAGGACAUCAUAGCCCAAGCUCAAGGAGAAAUGGCUCUGGAAGAGUUUUUGAAGCAGGUUCGCGAGACGUGGACCAAUUACGCACUCGAGCUCGUCAAUUACCAGAACAAAUGUCGCCUCAUUCGAGGUUGGGACGAUCUCUUCACCAAGUGCAGCGAAAACCUGAACUCUCUACAGGCCAUGAAACAUUCUCCUUACUACAAGGAGUUUGAAGAGGAAGCUUCUUCGUGGGAGGACAAGCUCAACCGCGUCCAUGUCCUUUUCGACAUCUGGAUUGAUGUGCAGCGCCAAUGGGUCUACCUGGAGGGUGUCUUCACAGGCAAUGCCGAUAUCAAGCAUCUGCUUCCCAUCGAAUCCUCACGAUUCCAAAACAUCAACAGCGAGUUCUCUACCGUCAUGAAGAAAGUCUACAAGCAGCCCUAUGUUUUGGAUGUCCUCGGCAUCGCGAACGUGCAGAAGUCCCUGGAGCGUCUCGCCGAGCUGCUCAACAAGAUCCAAAAGGCCCUUGGUGAAUACCUCGAAAAGGAGCAAAAUGGCAUGAAGUCGACUCUUGCCGAGCUUCUUGCCGACGCUAUCGCCCAGUAUACGCCCAUCUUCGAGUCUGAGAGUAUUGGCAAGCCAGUCUUGAUCGAGUUCAUGGACGCAUUCCCCAGUCAGAUAGUUGUCCUGGCUGCCCAGGCGGCUUGGACGACAGCUGUAGAACAAUCCCUUGCCGACGGAGGAGUGACGCUUCAGUCGCUCUUUGACCGGGAGGUGCAGGUGCUUCGCCAUCUUGCCGACACAGUGCUCGGGGACCUCGAAGUUAUCCAGCGCAAGAAGUGUGAGCAGCUGAUUACAGAGUGUGUUCAUCAACGGGAUUGCGUUGAGAAGCUUAUGAAGCUGAAUGCAACCACGCCGACUCACUACCUCUGGCUCUUGCAGAUGCGCUACGUAUAUACGCCAGAAGGCGACUUCCAGCAGCGUCUGCAGGUCAAGAUGGCCAAUGCCAAGCUCAACUAUGGCUUCGAGUAUCUAGGAGUGCCAGAUCGUCUCGUCCGAACCCCUCUUACCGAUCGAUGCUUCCUCACCCUUACCCAAGCUCUCGAACAACGUCUCGGUGGCUCACCGUACGGACCAGCUGGUACGGGAAAAACAGAAUCGGUUAAGGCACUCGGCUUGCAACUUGGACGUUUCACCCUCGUCUUCUGCUGUGACGACACCUUCGACUUCCAGGCCAUGGGCCGUAUCUUCCUGGGUAUUUGUCAAGUCGGUGCCUGGGGCUGCUUCGACGAGUUCAACCGCCUCGAGGAGAGAAUCCUGUCUGCCGUGUCACAGCAGAUUCAAAACAUUCAGCUUGGUCUCAAGCAAGGUGCUGAGGAUGAUAAGUCCCAGAUUGAGCUCGUUGGUCGCCAGCUCCGCGUGAACGCCAACACCGGCAUCUUCAUCACAAUGAACCCCGGAUAUGCCGGUCGUUCCAACCUGCCAGACAACCUGAAGAAGCUCUUCCGUAGCGUGGCCAUGUCCAAGCCUGACAAAGAGCUCAUCGCAGAAGUUAUGCUUUACUCUCAGGGUUUCAACCAAGCCAAGUCCCUAUCGAAGCAGACUGUGCCAUUCUUCGACAGGUGCUCGGACAAGCUGUCCAAGCAAGCGCAUUACGACUUCGGACUUCGUGCACUCAAGAGUGUUCUUGUCAGUUCUGGAGGCCUGAAGAGAGCCCGCUUGACUGGUGGUGAUGGCGUUGACGUUGUAGAGGCCGAAAUCAUCGUGCAGAGCAUUCGAGAAACGAUUGCGCCGAAGCUCAUCAAGUCCGACGUCGAAAUCAUGAUGACCGUCGAGGACGUUUGCUUCCCCGGUGUACAGUAUGUCCCGGCUAAUCUGGUGGCGCUCGAGGAAGCCAUCCGUACACUGGCCGCUGAGAGGCAGCUCGUCGUCAACGAUACAUGGAUGACGAAGGUUAUCCAGUUGUACCAGAUUCAGAACAUUCACCACGGCGUCAUGAUGGUCGGAAACUCCGGUACAGGCAAGUCUGCGGCGUGGAAGAUUUUGUUGGAUCUCUGCAAAAAGUCGAAGGCGUUGAAGGCGUACAUCAUGUCAUCGACUCCAAGUAUUCUGCGCAAAAUCGUUGACAACCUUCGUGGUGAGGAUUCGAAACGUCACUGGAUUGUUUUUGAUGGCGAUGUUGACCCUGAGUGGGUUGAGAAUCUCAACAGUGUGCUCGACGACAACAAGCUCCUGACGCUUCCCAAUGGUGAGCGUCUCAACUUGCCUUCGAACGUUCGGAUCAUGUUCGAGGUUGAAACCCUGAAGUAUGCUACACUCGCUACUGUCAGUCGUUGUGGUAUGGUAUGGUUCAGUGAAGACACUGUCUCUCCUCAGAUGAUGGUCGAGAACUACCUGAUGACCCUUCGCACCAAGCCUUUCGAGGACCUUGACGAAGACAAUGUUGCGUCGGCUCAGAGCCCGGCUAAGGCUCUCGCCCUCCAAAAUCAUGUUGCCGAUCUCCUCAACUCUCACCUUACAGGCGAAGACUUUAUUUCGUCAGCCCUUGAUGAAGCUCGGGGCUACGACCACAUUAUGGACUUCACCGUGGCACGUGUGCUGAAUACUCUCUUCUCGCUCCUCAACAAGGCAGUUCGAGACAUGAUUGAGUACAAUGCCCAGCACUCCGACUUCCCCCUUGAGCCAGAGCAAGUCGAGGCCUACGUUUCCAAGAAGCUGCUGCUUGCUCUCGUCUGGUCUCUCACUGGAGAUUGUCCGCUGAAUGACCGCAAAACCUUCGGCGACGCCGUUGCUGGUCUAGCAAGCUUCGGCUCACCGCCUCUCGAUGGUGCCAGCUCUCUCAUCGAUUUCGAUGUCUCCCUUCCCAAGGCAGAGUGGACACAGUGGCAGAACCAGGUUCCUACUAUCGAGGUCAACACUCACUCCAUCACACAGACUGAUGUGGUUAUUCCGACUCUGGAUACAGUUCGCCACGAGGAUGUGCUCUACUCCUGGCUCGCUGAGCACAAGCCCCUUCUUCUUUGCGGCCCGCCAGGUUCGGGUAAGACAAUGACGCUGUUCAGCGCUCUCCGCAAACUUCCCAACAUGGAGGUUGUGGGCCUUAACUUCUCAAGUGCUACCACUCCAGAUCUUCUGAUCAAGACCUUUGAGCAACACUGCGAAUACAAGAAGACACUGAACGGCGUGAUACUGUCGCCUACUCAGAUUGGAAGGUGGUUGGUCAUCUUCUGUGAUGAAAUCAACCUUCCUGCGCCUGAUAAGUAUGGCACGCAACGAGCCAUAUCUUUCCUUAGGCAGCUCGUCGAACAUAACGGCUUCUGGAGGACAUCUGACAAGUCAUGGGUCACGCUUGAUAGGAUUCAGUUUGUAGGUGCUUGCAACCCGCCGACCGACGCUGGCCGUACUCCAUUGGGUGACCGAUUCCUGCGACACGCCCCUCUCAUUAUGGUUGACUACCCUGGCGAGCUUUCUCUCCAGCAAAUUUACGGCACUUUCAACUCCGCCGUUCUUAAGAUCAUCCCCACGCUCCGUGGCUAUGCUGAUCAACUCACGCAAGCCAUGGUUAAGUUCUACCUCGAAUCUCAGCAACGCUUCACCCCCAAAAUCCAGCCACACUAUGUUUACAGUCCUCGUGAGCUGACACGAUGGGCCCGCGGCAUUUACGAGGCGAUACGCCCGCUGGAGAAUCUGUCUUUGGAGGGUCUUAUCCGUAUUUGGGCGCACGAAGCUCUGCGACUUUUCCAAGAUCGUCUCGUAGCCGAAGAUGAACGCCAGUGGACAGAUGAGGCAGUACGGCGCAUCGCAACCCAGUACUUCCCCAGCAUUGACGAGCAGCAGGCUCUCGGUGGGCCCAUUCUGUUCUCGAACUGGCUAUCAAAGAACUACGUCCCUGUGGACCGCGAGCAGCUUCGAGACUUCGUCAAGGCUCGUCUCAAGACAUUCUGCGAGGAAGAAGUGGACGUGCCUCUCAUUCUCUUCAACGACGUUCUGGAGCAUGUUCUUCGUAUCGAUCGUGUGUUCCGCCAGCCUCAGGGCCAUUUGAUUCUCAUCGGUGUCAGUGGAAGUGGCAAGACAACUCUCUCUCGUUUCGUAGCUUGGAUGAAUGGUCUGAAGGUCUUCCAGAUCAAGGUUCAUGGCAAAUACUCUGCUGAAGACUUCGACGAUGACCUCCGCGACGUCCUGCGGCGCUGCGGUUGCAAGGGGGAGAAGAUCUGCUUUAUCAUGGACGAGUCCAAUGUUCUCGAUUCGGGUUUCCUGGAACGGAUGAACACCCUGCUGGCCAACGCCGAGGUUCCUGGUCUCUUCGAGGGCGACGACUUUGCCGCCCUGAUGACGGCAUGCAAGGAAGGUGCUCAACGUCAAAACCUGCACCUUGAUUCUCAGGAGGAGCUUUACAAGUGGUUCACACAACAGAUUGUGAAGAACCUGCACGUCGUCUUCACCAUGAACCCACCCGAAGACGGUCUCGGUUCCAAAGCAGCCACCAGUCCAGCGCUGUUCAACCGUUGCGUGCUCAACUGGUUCGGUGACUGGUCUGAUCAGGCGCUCUUCCAAGAUCUUGAGGAGCAGCAGCGCCAUCUCAAUGUCGGUCUAGAGAAGCUCCGCGACACCGUCGACAAGAACAUCCAAGCGAUCGUGCGCAAGGACGACUUCAUUGCUAGCAUCGUCAACUUCAACAACGAGGAGAAGAUGACCAAGCCUCUGCGCGUCAAGAUGCGAAACGAAUUUCUGUCGAACCCCGAGUUCACGUUUGACAAGGUUAACCGCGCCAGUAAGGCCUGUGGUCCGCUAGUCCAAUGGGUGGAGGCGCAGGUCACUUACUCAGAGAUUCUUGAUCGUGUCGGCCCUCUGAGGAAUGAGGUAGAGCAGCUCGAAGAGCAGGCUCUACAAACGAAGGCUGAAGCCAAGGCCGUGGAAAAUACCAUCAAUGCCCUUGAAUCAAGCAUUGCGACCUACAAGACCGAGUACGCGGCGCUCAUCAGCGAGACGCAAGCCAUCAAAUCCGAGAUGGAGCGAGUACAAUUCAAGGUCGACAGGAGUGUCAGGCUCCUUGACAGUCUAUCAUCAGAGAGAGUUCGCUGGGAGGAAGGAAGCAAGUCUUUCGAGACGCAAAUCAGCACCCUCGUUGGCGACGUCCUGGUCGCCGCGGCUUUCCUCGCUUACAGCGGUCUUUAUGAUCAAACCUUCCGAAAGUCAAUGAUGGAAGACUGGCUGCACCAGCUUCAUCUUUCCGGAGUCCAGUACAAGCAACACAAUCCUGUGACCGAGUAUCUUUCCACUGCUGAUGAGCGGCUCGGCUGGCAAGAGAACAGUCUCCCCGUGGACGACCUCUGCACCGAGAAUGCCAUCAUCCUGAAGCGCUUCAACCGCUACCCUCUCAUCAUCGAUCCAUCUGGGAGAGUCACAGAGUUCCUCCAGAAAGAGAGCAAGGAUCGUCGCUUGACUGUCACUAGCUUCCUUGACGAUUCCUUCACUAAGCAGCUUGAGAGCUCUCUCAGAUUCGGUAACCCAAUCCUGAUCCAGGACGCGGACGGCCCAGAUGUGGACGAACGACGAUCAAAUCUCAUCAAGCUGCAGGGAGAGUUCACGGUGCACCUGCGCCAGCUUGAGAAGCGCCUCCUCCAAGCCCUCAACGAGUCUCGUGGCAACAUCCUUGAUGACGAUAACGUCAUUGAGACUCUGGAGACCCUCAAGACAGAGGCGGCGGAGAUCUCGGCAAAGAUCAGCAGUACUGAGGGUGUCAUGGCAGAGGUAGACGAGAUCACGCAACAGUACAGCAUUAUUGCUCGUUCCUGCAGCACUGUCUUCGCCGUGCUGGAGCAGCUGCACUACCUCAACCACUUCUACCAAUUCUCGCUUCAGUACUUCCUCGACAUUUUCCACUCUGUCCUGCGAGGUAAUCCGAACUUGGCUAAUGAGACGGACCAUAAUGUCCGCCGGGAUAUCAUCGUCAAGGACCUGUUCGUCUCUGCCUUCAAGCGAACAGCUCUGGGUCUGCUCCAACGCGAUCGUAUAACCUUAGCCAUGCUGCUUGCACAGGCCUCGCCAUACCCUAUGGACAAGGGGCUCAUCGACGUCAUCCUAGACAAGCGUGUGGAGGGCAAGGAUCUCUCCACCGAGCCAGAUGCCCGAGACGAGGCCUUUGCCAGAGCGGGCCACUUCAGCGCGCUCAAGGACAAGCUAGGCAGGGCCGCCUCUACUGACUGGGACACUUUCCUCACCGAAGAACUUGCAGAGAACUUUGUUCCCCAGAUCUGGGACGACAACACAUCGGCAAAUGACCAAGCACUGCUAUCUCUUCUGCUGGUUAAGCUUUUCCGCCUUGACCGUUUCGUUCCUGCUGCAGAGCGCUUCGUGACGCUCGUAUUUGGCUCUGACCUCUUCGAUAUUGUGGAGGAUCUUAAGGAGACUGUCACCCAGGUGCCUGCCACCAGACCUGUCGCCCUUGUCUCUAGUCCUGGCUUCGAUGCCAGCUACAAGGUCGACAACUUGGUUGAGAGAAUGCGAGUCAACUGCACCAACAUUGCCAUGGGUUCCAAUGAAGGUCUCGCCAGCGCUGACAAGGCCGUCACCACCGCCGCACAAACAGGCUCGUGGGUCUUGGUCAAAAACGUUCACCUCGCGCCGUCUUGGCUUCAAAGUCUGGAGAAACGCAUGGAUUCUCUCAACCCCCACUCGGACUUCCGGCUGUUCCUCUCGAUGGAGUCGAGUCCCAAGAUUCCCGUCAACCUCCUGCGCGCUUCUCGGGUCCUCAUGUACGAGCAGCCUGCUGGCGUAAGGGCCAAUAUGAAAGACUCGAUGUCCUCGCUCUCAACACGGUCUGCAAAGAGCCCUGUGGAACGUACCAGGCUUUACCUUUUGCUCGCUUUCCUCCACGCCGUUGUCCAGGAAGCGUCCGGCGCUAUGGCUCCCAACCUCGGUUGGAAGGGUUUCUGGGAGUUCAAUGACAGCGAUUACGAAUGCUCGGCAUUCAUCAUUGACACGUGGAUCGAACAGGCCGCCGGGACUCGCACGAACAUUGCGCCUCAAAGCAUUCCGUGGGACAUGAUUCGCUACCUCGUUACUGAGACUUACGGCGGCAAGAUCGACGACGAAGGCGACUUCCGCCAGCUCAACAGCCUCGUCGAGUCAUUCCUCACGCCUGCAGCAUAUGACAUUGGGCACAAACUUGUUGAGGGGCCUGAUGGUUCUGAGGAAGGCAGUCUGGUUGUCCCAUCCGGCACGUCUCUACCUGAGUUCACAGCCUGGAUCCACAAACUUCCCGAGCGCGAGCCGCCCACGUACCUCGGACUGCCGGCCAAUGCAGAGAAACUGCUGCUGGUUGGUCUGGGCCGCAGCCUGAUCGGGAAUCUGAAGAAGGUGAUGGACACUCUGGACGAGGGCGAGCAGCUCAUGGCUGAAGCUUAG
This is a messenger RNA of Verticillium alfalfae VaMs.102, 11643 nucleotides long. RefSeq names its product dynein heavy chain. The transcript has 8 exons. Gene Ontology annotation, molecular function: ATP binding; minus-end-directed microtubule motor activity; ATP hydrolysis activity. Gene Ontology annotation, cellular component: dynein complex. Gene Ontology annotation, biological process: microtubule-based movement. The coding region runs from base 1 to 11643 and encodes 3880 amino acids. The record is from RefSeq and is a predicted model, not a curated record. Lineage: Eukaryota; Fungi; Ascomycota; Sordariomycetes; Glomerellales; Plectosphaerellaceae.